AUGGAUGUAGAUUAUAUGUAUGCUCCUUUUGGUCGUCCACCUUCAAGAUUAGGUCGUCAUACUAAUUCUAUGCACUCCGGUUCAAAAAAAUCAAGAAGAAAAUCUUCUGCUACAUCUUUAACUCGAUUAAAAGUUGAUAAUUCUUUCCUAAAAAAUCAAAAUAUUAAACUUUUAUUGGAACUUGAACAUUCUAGAUUAACUAUUCAAGCUUUAAAAAAUAUUGUUAAUCAAAAAGAGUCUACCUUACAAAGUUAUCGUAAUGAAAAUCAAAAGGCUAUACUAAAAAUUAGAGUUUUAGAGGCUUUGAUAUUUAGUAAACAUGCCAAGGAUGGAAGUAUAAUCGUUAGAAGUGGCGGUGGCAGUGUAAACGAAAACGGGUUAUCUACCUGUGAAAAAGUUGAUAAAGUUGAUAAUAAGUUUGAUAAUAAGUUUGAUAAUAAGUUUGAUAAUAAGUUUGAUAAAGCUGAUAAAGUUGACAAAAUUGUAAACGAUGAUACAAAUCUUGUUGAUAAUUCUGUUCAACCUACUACAAAUCAAGAAAAUCAACCUAUCAAAAAAUCUAAAGAAAAAUCUCUUAAAAAGGUUUCUUCUCCUGCUGGGUCUUCUCCUCCUGGUUCUACUAAAAUUAAUCAUCCUCGUUCUAAUAAUAAUAAUUCCCCUCCUCAAUCUACUAAACAAUCUACUAAAAAUUCCUCUCUUUCACAACCUUCACAACCUUCUUCACCUUCUCAACUUGCUUCUUUAUUCCAAAUCACUACCGCUUCUGAUGAUAUUGAUGUACCAAUAUCACCAUCGCAUUCUUCUUCACGUAAUCGUCAUUCUAUAUCUCCAACUUCUUCGUCUACCGUUUAUGCUGGUAGUGCUACGAAUGAUUCAAAAUCUCGUGGUAUGCCACGUUUAUUUAGACGUAAAACUGGUGAUUUAAUUCAAACUUUAGCUUCAUGUCGUCCUACUAGUACAAAAAAUGGUUACGAUUUUUCUCCACCGACUACUCCAAUUCCAUUAGAUAAUCAUGAAUUAAGUGAUGAUAAUAAUGUUGAGGAGUCAGAAGUGGAUGAGAUUUGCGAAAAUAGUGUGAAUAUAGAUGAAAAUAUUAUUAUUGACGAAAAAUUACAAAGACAGAGAAAGUUGGGUCAAGGUUUAUUGAGUAAAAUAUUUUCUUCUACAUCUUUUCCAUCUACGAUAUCAACUACGCCAGCCGCUCGCGGGUCGUUAAGUCGUUGA
Molecule: messenger RNA, 1224 nt
Organism: Dentiscutata heterogama
Lineage: Eukaryota; Fungi; Glomeromycota; Glomeromycetes; Diversisporales; Gigasporaceae
Source: the annotation of a GenBank genome assembly